Chrysoperla carnea is the source of this 451-nucleotide messenger RNA. RefSeq lists its product as uncharacterized. Lineage: Eukaryota; Metazoa; Arthropoda; Insecta; Neuroptera; Chrysopidae. Gene Ontology annotation, cellular component: nucleus. The record is from RefSeq and is a predicted model, not a curated record. The transcript is spliced from 3 exons. Gene Ontology annotation, molecular function: zinc ion binding. Bases 32 to 451 code for a protein of 139 amino acids.
UUAUGACAUUUAAAAACAUUUCUCCAAAAAUAUGCUAAAUUUUGACAAUAUUUGCCGUACCUGUUCAUUCCAGGGUGAAUUACAACCCCUUUUCGUUGAGAAUUUACUAAAUCCUGCAGAAAUGUUAAUACAGAUAUUUAAUAUUGAGGUGAUAAAAGGCGAUAAAUAUCCACAAAAUAUUUGUUCGAGAUGUUUGGAUAAUUUAAGAUCUGCUUACAUAUUUAGGAAUCAAUGUUUAGAUGCACAUAAAAAAUUUGAACAAUAUUUAUCACUUAAUUCAGAAACUAUAAAUAUCGUCUGUAAGGAAGAACCGGUUAAUGCUGUUUUUGUAAAAGAGGAAAAACAAUCAAAUCAUUCAGAAAUUGAUGACGUUUGGUUCGAAUUAGAUAAUGAAUCAGAAAAUAAUCCAGAGAAAAAAUCAUUCGAGUGUCAAACAUUGAAUAUCCCUUAA